This is a messenger RNA of Cuscuta epithymum, 907 nucleotides long. NCBI's taxonomy places the organism in Eukaryota, Viridiplantae, Streptophyta, Magnoliopsida, Solanales, Convolvulaceae. The record is from the annotation of a GenBank genome assembly.
GUGUUCUGAAGAUAUGAGGAGGAAUCGCCGAUCUCCGGCCUCAGUUACAAGAGGAUGAGAAGCGCGCCGAGGGGUUUCUCAGUGACAAGAGGAUGAGAAGCACGCCAGAGGGGUUUCCUCAGUGACAAGAGGAAUCGCAGAUCUGUAGGCGACACUCCUGAUGGCGGCCAAGUAGAGAUCAAGGCAGAUUCGACCAACGUGACUAUGAGGAUUCCUGGAGAGCUUCUGGAAUGCAACACCGGUAGGGAUCUUGGCAGAGGGCAUCGCCGGCAAUCUCAGAGCGAGAAUUGGAAUUCCAUCUGCGUUUUUUACUGAGAAGGCCGGGCUUCUAUGGAGAAACAACUGAGAGGUUUGAGGUUACCAUUUUUUUAUUUACUAAUGUUGAUUGUAAAAUUAUAGAAACACUUCCACCAAAUGGAGUAAGCAGAGCCCAUACCAGUCAAGUUAAAGAGGAUGGUUAUGGAAACUAAAAAGCCAGAAGUUCCUCCGCCGAUCCUUUUGUUCCGCCCAAAUCUUCCUCUCCACCUAUUUCCUCUCCCGUUGUUUGAUUAGCUACGACUACUCCAUCAUUAACUCCAUGAAGAAGUAAUGGCAAUAUCUGGGUUCAGCCCCUGUAAUGAACGAUGGAGAAAUCUUGAUCUGUAUGGAUAUACUGGUACUAUAAUACAAGAGCCACCAAAGAGCUUUCAAUUGUACAAAAAGUUGUCAAGGAGCAUAAAAAAGAGCAAGAUGGUGAUGAUCAGGAGGAUGUUGAGGAAGAAGAAGAAAAGGAAGAGUGAUCCCUCUACAUUAAUCUGUUUUAGUGAAGCAGUUGGAUUUAUUUCUAUACAUGAUAAUGUUUUAGUCAGUUUCGUUUUAGAGCUUAUACAUGGAGAUAACGUAGAUCAGAUUGAACAACUUAUUUAUG